Messenger RNA from Bombina bombina (fire-bellied toad), 2452 nucleotides. RefSeq names its product ADP ribosylation factor GTPase activating protein 1 (gene ARFGAP1). The transcript is spliced from 13 exons. The record is from RefSeq and is a predicted model, not a curated record. Lineage: Eukaryota; Metazoa; Chordata; Amphibia; Anura; Bombinatoridae. Gene Ontology annotation, molecular function: GTPase activator activity. Gene Ontology annotation, cellular component: Golgi membrane. Gene Ontology annotation, biological process: regulation of endocytosis; regulation of ARF protein signal transduction. The coding region runs from base 141 to 1415 and encodes 424 amino acids.
UUAUGACUGGCCUCUCUGGGCUGCUAAACUCUUCCCAUAAACCCCUGCGAGCUGCAACGUAGCCGGAACAUGGCGGCUGUGUGAAAAAGCCGGAGACACCAGCCCAGCACAGUGACGACACCGAGGAAAACAUCAGAAAGAUGGCAAGUCCACGCACAAGAAAGGUGUUAAAGGAGGUCAGAGUGCAGGAUGAAAACAAUACCUGCUUUGAGUGUGGAGCAUUUAACCCACAAUGGGUCAGUGUGACCUAUGGUAUCUGGGUGUGUCUGGAGUGCUCUGGAAAGCACCGGGGGCUCGGAGUUCAUCUCAGCUUUGUACGUUCAGUAACUAUGGACAAAUGGAAGGAUGUGGAGUUGGAGAAGAUGAAAGUGGGAGGAAAUGGCAAGUUUAGUCAGUUUCUGGAGUCUCAGGAGGAUUAUGACCCUUGCUGGAGCUUGCAAGAAAAAUACAACAGCAAAGCCGCUGCUCUCUACCGUGACCGGAUUGCAACAUUAGCUGAAGGGCGAGAUUGGUCUGAAGAAACAUCAUCUGCCAAGAACUGGACCCCUCCUCAGCCAAAGAUGAUGGGGAGUUUCACCCACCGUUCAGCUGCAGGGCCUGCUCAGACUGGGGCCGCUUCUGGAGAUAAAGCAUUUGAGGACUGGUUGAAUGAUGAUGUAAAUUCCUAUCAGAGUGGUGGUGCUGGGAAUCAGGAGAACAGAUAUGUGGGAUUUGGGAACACAGUGACUCCUCAGAAGAAGGAAGAUGAUUUCCUGAACAACGCAAUGAACUCUCUGUAUACUGGUUGGAGCAGUUUUACAGUUGGAGCCAGCAAAUUUGCAUCCGUGGCCAAGGAGAGUGCAACAAAGCUGGGAUCUCAAGCAACACAGAAGGCCUCUGAGCUAGGCCAGACCAUUAAUGAGACUGUUGUCAAACCGGCCCAGGAGAAGGUUAAAGAGGGGCGGAUUCUUGAAGAUGUUAGCAGCAGUGUGUCCCACCUGGCAUCUAAGGUGCAGGGGGCAAGCAGCAAAAGCUGGAAGGAUGUUACCUCUUUUUUUUCUGGCAAAAGUGAAGAUAUUCCAGAAAGCUCCACUUCAGGUGAAGGAUACCAGCAGAGUGGUAACGGUGAUGGUUACCAAAACACUACCCCAGGCAAGUCCUUCUGGGAGACGUUUGGCAGCUCAGAGGAAAUCAAGAAACCCUCAAAAUCACCCAGUGGGGACAGUUGGACGUUCCCUGAAAACUCCACAGGAAGAAAGAGUUCUGACAGCUGGGAAGUGUGGGGGUCUGGAACCACCUCCACUAACAAAAACAGCAACAGUGACAGUUGGGAGAACUGGGACAGUCACUGGGAAAGUGCAGAUGGGUCAAAAAAGAAAGGAGGAAAGGGGCAGGCACCUACUACAGAGGAUGGGUGGGAGAACUCUAACUGGUAAUUCAGAGGAACUAGGCUGGGCAACAAAGGGGCACUGGCCCCAGAAUUCAAGAACAGCCCUUGACAACAAAGUUUAUAAAAGCUGUGUAAGAAAUGUUACCUCCUUGAUACAAGAGGGCAUCUAUCCCUCAGUCUCUAAUGAGGUUCCAUCACAGCAGGAUAACUGCAUUUACCUUGCUGAACAUUUCCAUGAGCAGCUUAUUGGAACCCAGACUACAGUACUCAUACUGUAUCUGUUGUCCACAGCAGCAGUAUAUCUUAUUGACCUUGUGUUCACUGACAUCAUUGAAGGCAGAACAUCCAUUUAAGGUGUAUCCCAGUUUUUAAAUUGCAUAGAAUUCUGCUUGUUUGUAAUACAGUUAUUUAAUAGGCUUAUUUGGUGUAGAGAAUUUCCAGUAAAAGCUUCUGCUAGUUUGAAUAUGCUGGCACAUUUUAAAAUUUAGAGCAGUUUUGGACUUUUUCAGGUGAACCACUUAGCUAUGUUUGUUACUGGUCAUUGUCAAGAAUGUAAUGGUUUUUCUUCCAUCUAUUCUACCAGCCUCACAUGCUUUUAUGAUGCUUAAACACAGUUUAUAAAAUGGGGAGGAAUUGUAAAGACUCACCUCUGAAAUCCUCUAGCCCUUUUAUUGUGCUACCUAGAUGCUGUGCCAAUGUAACUGUAGCAGCUUUUACUAGCAAUUACAGGGUAAAAACUUUCUUCCAGGGCUGCUGUUUUCCUUUUUUUCCCUUUUCAUUAGAUCUGGUGUUAGAAUCAAAGCUGUGUGAUCAACUUCAUUUUUUGUGCAUAUAAAAGAAGGCAUUUUAAAAUGUAUCACGGUUUGUCCUAAAAAGAAAAAAAAAAUGGAUGUUCAUGUGGUGGAAAAAAAGUUUUGUUUUUAUACCUAUUGAAUGUGUCAAUAUUUACUAGUAGAACUAUUGGAGUACUCCUUAUCAGCCAGUAAGGAAUCUGUUGUACAUGCACUUCCUUUAUAGUUUAAAAUCAAUUUAAAGAGCUCUAAGUUACCUUUUAACUUGUUUAUUAAAUAGUUUUCUUUCUUA